AUGACCGGCGCCAACAGCUGGGCGUCCCUCGAGGCGCGCUAUGGCAAGCUCUUCCGGACGCUCACCUGGAUCGCCUUCAUCCCGGCCCUCCCCAUGCUGCUCGCCCACGGCUUCAUGUCCAAGCACCUCGUGCCCGUGGCCGGCCUUAUCCCCCAGUCUCUCUCCACCGUCGCGGGAAUAUGGCUCCUCCGCCGCAAGAGCAAAGAGCGCUCUGACGCUGACGGCGAAGACGGUCGCGGUGGCAUCAUGGACGCCGUCGAAGGCGCCGUCGAGGAGGGCAUUCACGAGGUCGAUUCCCUUAGCGAGACGCUCACCCACCCGUUUCUCGUAUUCGCCUUUGACAUUGCUAUCGCCACGGCCAUUAUGGUUGUCCUGGUCUACACGUGGAGGUCCUCGAGCAACUCGGCUGCGCUCAGUAUGCUGGCCGCCUAUGCCACCAUUCCCCUCAUGUUGAGCUUCAUAUCGCAUGUUGCCCUCGCCUUUGCCGCGCUCUGGGACGGCCUCGCCAUCCACGGUCACAUAAAAUGGGCCGCCUCGCGCGCCAUCGACUCGGACUGCCCCAACUGCAGCCACGGCCUUUGGCCCGAACGACCCACGAUGCCCUGGUCGCGCUUCUUCCAGAAGAAGAGUUCGUCGUCCUAUGCCCCGGUCUUUACCGACGGCGCACAGUCAUAUCACUCGGAAGACGAAGACGACCAUGGCAUUCCCGGCUACCCUAUCGAGCCUGAGACCAUCGACGUUCGGCCCAAGAAGAUUAGCAAAAAGGCGCUGACGCCUGUUGACGAGACUUCGGCUUUGUUGGAGUAA
Molecule: messenger RNA, 807 nt
Organism: Cordyceps fumosorosea ARSEF 2679
Lineage: Eukaryota; Fungi; Ascomycota; Sordariomycetes; Hypocreales; Cordycipitaceae
Exons: 2
Coding region: 1-807 (268 amino acids)
Source: RefSeq, a predicted model, not a curated record